Molecule: messenger RNA, 2049 nt
Organism: Coffea eugenioides
Lineage: Eukaryota; Viridiplantae; Streptophyta; Magnoliopsida; Gentianales; Rubiaceae
Product: putative pentatricopeptide repeat-containing protein At1g12700, mitochondrial
Exons: 3
Coding region: 1-1755 (584 amino acids)
Molecular function (GO): protein binding
Source: RefSeq, a predicted model, not a curated record
AUGAGGAGAAAUGUCCAUGCCUUUUCUAUCAUAGCUUGGAGUUGGAGACUGUUCAGUUCUUCUUCCAACAGCAAUCUUGGAGGUAUUUCUCAGUGUUUCUCUCCAAGCCCACUUCCUCUUUCAUUACCCUUUUGUUGCAUUAGUAGCAAUUUUAGUGUUUUUUCGCCCCAUUUUUAUUCUCCAAGGACUAUUCAUUCUCACAAUCAGAGUCAUUAUAAAUCUGGUUUUGCUGACAAUGUUAAAACUCUUGAUGCUGCCUUGGAUUUGUACGAGCAGAUGGUGUUAACGAGCCCUCUGCCUUCCGUUAUUGAGUUUGACAAAUUGCUCGGUCGAGUCAUUAAGUUGGAGCAUUAUUCAGCUGCUAUUUUGAUGUACAAACAUAUGUGCUUCUUGGGUUUUAUUCCAGUUGAUCAUUAUAUCAUGACGAGAGCCAUUAUUUGCUACUCUUUCUUGAAUAGGAUUGAUUGUAGUUUUUCUGUUUUGGGGUCCUUCAUCAAGCGUGGUUACGCGCCUAAUGUUGUAACCUUUACCACUUUAGUCAGAGGGUUGUUUCGAGCACGUAUGAUUCACGAGGCACUAGAAUUAUUGGAGUGGAUAAUAUGUGUAAAGCUCUGUGAGCCCAAUGGGGUUCUGUAUGGUACCAUAAUAGAUGGUCUGUGUAAGGAGGGAAACACUAGCGCAGCUAUUCAAGUUCUUAGGAUAAUGGAAAAAGGAAAGUGUAAGCCUGAUACUAUUAUGUACAGCACCAUUAUUGACAGCUUGUGCAAACAUAAGAUGGUUAAUAAGGCUCUUACCCUUUUCUCUGAGAUGAUUGAUAAGGGCAUUCUCCCAAAUAUCAUCACUUAUAAUUGUUUGAUUCAUGGUCUAUGUCGAAAUGGUAAAUGGAUGAAGGCUAAAAAGGUGUGGGUUGGUAUGGUUGAUUUUAAUACAUAUCCAGAUGUUCGUACAUUUAAUAUGUUGGUUGAUGCACUUUGUAAGGAUGGAAGAAUUGAUGAUGCUGAGUAUGUGAUUGAUACCAUGAUUCAACGAGGUGAGAGUCCUAAUAUAGUCACCUACAGUUCACUGAUGGAUGGCUAUUGUAUGCUGGGCAGGAUUGCUGAUGCGAGAAGAGUUUUUGAUCUGAUGAAUGCUAGAGGAAUGCAUCCUGAUACUCACAGCUAUAGUAUUUUGAUUAAGGGAUAUUUCAAGAUAAUGAAAGUGGAUGAGGCUAUGCAGCUCUUUCGGGAGAUUAAAUCUAAAGGUUUAAAACCUAACAUUGUCACUUACACAACUAUCUUACAGGGCUUGUUUAGGAUGGGAGAGUUGGCUACAGCAAAACAUGUUAUCAACAAGAUGAAAGCUACUGCCCUGAUUCCUGAUUUUCACGCUUACUGUGUCAUAUUGGAUGGCUUGUCAAAAAAUGGACAUAUCAAUGAAGCAUUGCAAUUACUGGAGAAGAUUGGAAGUGACCGGAUAGGCCUUGAUAUUACCAUGGUAAACAUCAUCAUUAAUGGAUUUUGCAAAAGUGGGAAACUUGAUCUUGCACAAGAUAUUUUUCGAAGUCUUCCUAGUAAAGGACUGCUUCCCAACAUUGUGACUUACACUGUGUUGGUAAAGGGACUUUGUGAAGCAGGAAAGCUGAGGGAAGCUAAGGGGCUUCUUGUGAAAAUGAAAGAAGAUAGCUGUUAUCCAGAUGACCUUGCUUACAAUACCAUUGUCCGUGGAUUUGUUAAAAGGGAUGACUAUGUUGAGCAAAAAUGCAUCUUGAAGAAAUGACUGGGAAAGGUUUUUCUCUUGACUAAUCCACUGGUUUGAUGUUACUGGAUUUAGUUAUCACUGAACGAAACAAUCCUAAUAAAAGCAUCUUCAGGAAAUACUUGCAAAAGGUGUAUUUUAUUGUCUGAGAUUCCUUGAAGAGCUCGUUUGCUUGGAAAUGGCCUGAAUGGCUAAAUUGGAAAUUGGAAACUGGAAAGUGGUAAAGGUCUCCAUCAUGAUGUCUUGGCGAACACUAUGAUUAUGCACAUCUUGAGCAGAUGGCUUGUUGUGAAAAUUGAAGAGGAUGGCUGGUUG